Messenger RNA from Vitrella brassicaformis, 1504 nucleotides. The record is from the annotation of a GenBank genome assembly. NCBI's taxonomy places the organism in Eukaryota, Vitrellaceae.
CUCAGGGAGACUGACUUUCAAAGAGGACGGCAGGCAAAUCAGACAUGUGUUGGAUGGAUCAAGCACGAGCCGUCGUCAUGUCAGUCAUCAAUGUCUGUCAUCAUGUUAUAAAGGCAGGCAGGCAGUGCCCAUGCAAUGCAAUCAAUACUCAUUCAUUCGGAAGACGACAAGCUUGGCGAACACACCAUGCAGACACCGACCACAUGGACACCACACCACACACCGACCACACCACACCACAUCGACACUACGUCUCAUCGAUUCAUUCCGUCACAGCUGUCUGUCACAUGAAUGUGGUGGCCACCAUUAGCCACACAAGCAUAGCAGUAAGUAAGGCAGGCAGGCGUGUAUCAAUCGAUCGUACGUAUCAACACGGAAGAAAGUCAUGUACACACGCAGUCAGCUCAUACCAUCCUACCACACCACACAUUAAUGGCCGUAGAUAGAUAGAUGCGCACACACACACACGCGCACACACACACGCACUCGCUCCACGACGAGACUCCGUCUGACUGAUUGCUUGGCUUGGCUUGCCUGCCGCCCAUCUGGCGAAUUGCUCUUUUCACACAUCCAAUCCAAUCACCCCACCCCAUGCAGCACUUCUUAACGCCAUUAUUGCGGCAUGCACAGCUGGAUGGAUGGAUGGACAUCACGGCUGGCCUCCUUGAGCUAUCUUUCUAUCCAUCAGGCUGAAAAAACGUCGGUCUGUGCAGAAUUCGAACGUGCGACGACAUCACGCGAGGGCUCCUUCUCUGUCACCGGCAAAGAACUCAUCGACACGUCAGAGGGCAGCGGCGCCCGGGCAAACGUCUCGCCAGUGCGACUCUUCCUCUGAAGAACACACACAGACAACACAACCAGCAUGGAGGGAUGCGGUCGCCGCCAUGCUGUGCUGUGUCCGCCGUACCCAGGAGCAGAUGAGCCAUCGAAUGACCCAGAAGGCGACGAAGGAGCCGACGGUGAGGAAGACGAGAGCUGUUCUGAUCGUGCAACCAUCUAUUGUCUCGCCCGUCGCUCCGUCAGCGUCGCCAUCAGACUGUGUGUCCGAUUCGUCAUCCUGGGCACCAAGCGCCCUGAGCAGACCUCUCUGGGCAGUCCUAGACAAGCUGUCGUCACCGGGCUGCAACCAAAGCACGAGAUCAGUGCACUGUACCUCCGCAUCUGUGUGUGAGUGUGUGAGUGUGUGACCGUGUGCCUACCAGCACUGGGAAGAGGUGACAGAGCAAGAGGAAGGUGAUCAUCAGGACGGCCAUGCCCGCCAAGAAGAAAUCAGCAACGUCGGACAUCUGCCGGUGCCAAGACGAAGACGCAGACGCCACCAUUCUGACUGUGAAGUGCACAAACAAGGGCGAGGCUGCCUCUGGAGAAGAGAGGGGAGAGAGGGGAGAGAGGGAGGUCUUGUCUCCCCUUGCGAUCCGCAGCCAGAGAGCACUGUUUGUGCUCCAGCUCUGCAGCUGGUAUCAGGUCGACGAGAGACGAUGGCAGACGCCUCAAGAGAGGCCAG